UGGAAAAAUGAUGGUUUUAUUCCAUUUCUAAAUCACACGGAACCAUCCCAACUUCCAUAGAAAAACAGAUACUAAUUCUCCAUAUAUAUAACUCUCUCUCCCUCUCUCUCUCUCUCUCUCUCUCUCUCCUGGUGAGCAUCAAUCACAUGUUUGUUUGAUUGAUUUCUGGAAUGUGGUAGGAAGACAUUAUGAAGGGGUUGCUCAAGCUUUUGGAAUCUUUCAUCAUAUCCCAGAAAACUGGAAAGGAUUAAAGAAGUACGGUUAUUGUUUGGAAAAAGGUACUAGGGUUUGAAGUUUGAACAUAUAGAGAUUUACAGGUUUAAAACUUCAGUGGUUUAAUUCCGUAUAACAAUAGAAAGCAACCAUGUCAGAACAUUUGGGUAUGCUAGGGAGUAAUGAGGAGGCUAGUUUUGAUCGAUACGGAGAAAACUCAUCAUCUGUUUCUUCGAUAAAUAAGCACGUCAUAUCUUUUGACUUGAAUGAAGAGGCAAGCAGCCAAGAAGAUAAUGAUUUGUCCGGAGAGGAUGGAGAGAAGACUGAUGAAGGAAGUUCUUCAAAGAAUAGAAAAGGUCCUGUUAGGCAAUAUGUGCGCUCCAAAAUGCCUAGACUUCGUUGGACACCCGAACUCCAUCAUGCUUUCGUAAAUGCUAUUGAAAGACUCGGUGGGCAAGAUAAAGCAACUCCCAAGUCAGUUCUCCAGCUAAUGAAUGUGAGAGGUCUAAGUAUCGCUCAUGUAAAAAGUCACUUGCAGAUGUAUAGAAGCAAGAAGCUUGAUGAUUCUGGUCAAGUGUUAUCCCAAAGGGCGACAAUGGCGAUGCAAGGAAGACCGCACAUAUAUAGCAAUUUGUACUCCAGAAGUAGUCCAUUCGGACAUUUGAAACAACCAAAUGGAGGGAUCGAUCUAGCAAGAAAUUUAGAAGUGGGUAAUUAUUACUCCAGAAGUCAUCUGUUGGAUUCUGCUUUUAGACCAACACCAAGUGUCCAACAUUUCUUGUCAAGGCACCAGCAAUGGCUAUCUAAUCAAAGUCUCGUGUCAUCACCGGUGAGAACAGAAUUUGGACAUGUGAAUAAUAUGAGGAAAGAUAUCAUGAAUCAAAUACAAGACAAGCCUUCCAAUUUAAACAAAUUCCAAACAUUUGAGUCAAGAACCCGAAAUGGGCCUAUGAGACCUAGCCAAUAUCUGGAGGACAAGAAGUUGUGGUUUCCACCGGAUCAAAGAAAAGAAAAAUGGUCACCUAUUAUACGCAACUGUGCUAGUAGUGGCUCCUUCGAUCCAUUCAGUGUUUGCAUUGACAAAGCAACGAAUGUUGUACAGUCUCAUUCAUCUUUCAGUUAUUCUAGAGCAUUAUUGAAUUCACAAUCUGAAGCCUCAUUUCUUCAUGAGUUACGACAAGAAAAGGGAUGUCACGACAAAGAAAUGAAUCCUGAUUUGCAGCUUAGGUUGUGCCAAAAUAAAGGGACAGAUGAACAUCCAAGGAGUACUUCUGAAAUCAAUACAGCGCUCUCACUUUCUUUGAAGGAGACAUGACCAUCCUAGAGUAAGUUAAAUACUUCAUGUACAUUUAGAUAUGUAACAUCAGGCUAGACGGAGACGAGUACUUGAGAUCUGACCAAGCUCAUCCAUAGACAUAGAAGCUAGUGAGAUCUGUAAGUACUUGUUUUCAAUGCUAUUGAUUACAAGGUUUUAUUUAUUCCAUGUUACUCGGAAACUUUUUUGGCUGUAGUUCGUUGGCAUGUAAAAUGGACAACGUUGUUAUUGCACCUAUUUAUAUUUUAACGAACGCCUUGUUUUCUAAA
Helianthus annuus (common sunflower) is the source of this 1797-nucleotide messenger RNA. RefSeq names its product two-component response regulator ARR18. Gene Ontology annotation, molecular function: DNA binding; DNA-binding transcription factor activity. The record is from RefSeq and is a predicted model, not a curated record. Bases 365 to 1528 code for a protein of 387 amino acids. The transcript is spliced from 8 exons. Lineage: Eukaryota; Viridiplantae; Streptophyta; Magnoliopsida; Asterales; Asteraceae.